Messenger RNA from Gracilinanus agilis (Agile Gracile Mouse Opossum), 7923 nucleotides. RefSeq names its product neurobeachin like 1 (gene NBEAL1). The transcript has 53 exons. Bases 1 to 7923 code for a protein of 2640 amino acids. Gene Ontology annotation, molecular function: protein kinase binding. Gene Ontology annotation, cellular component: cytosol; membrane. NCBI's taxonomy places the organism in Eukaryota, Metazoa, Chordata, Mammalia, Didelphimorphia, Didelphidae. The record is from RefSeq and is a predicted model, not a curated record. Gene Ontology annotation, biological process: intracellular protein localization.
AUGGCAGAUGGAUUAGAGGAUCAACAACAGGCUUUAUCAAUUCUCCUGGUCAAGUUCUUCAUAAUUCUCUGCAGAAACCUGUCUAAUGUGGAAGAAAUUGGAACUUGUUCCUACAUUAAUCAUGUUAUCACCAUGACAACACUCUAUAUUCAGCAACUAAAAAGCAAAACAAAAGAGAAAGAUGUGGCGGAUCAGACUUCUAUUGAAGAAUUUGUAAGACAUGCACUGGCUUUUUGUGAGAGUUUGUAUGACCCAUAUCGAAAUUGGAGACAUAGAAUUGCUGGAAAGAGCCUUAAUACUGUGGAAAAGAGCAGACAGAAGUACAAACCAGCCUCUCUCACAGUGGAGUUCAUUCCUUUCUUUUACCAGUGUUUCCAAGAAAGUGAACAUCUCAAAGAAAGUCUUAAAUGUUGCCUGUUACAUCUCUUUGGAGCCAUUGUAACAGGUGGACAGAGGAAUGCUCUUCAAGCAAUUUCACCAGCUACUAUGGAAGUCCUUCUUCGAGUUUUGGCAGAUUGUGAUUCCUGGGAUGAUCGGGAUCCUGAGGAAGUAAAUAGGAAGGCAGAACUAACUCUUAAAUGCCUGACAGAAGUAGUACACAUCCUCCUGAUUAGCAGCUCAGACCAGCGACAGGUGGACACCAGUACCAUUUUGGAGAACUACUUCAAGUUGCUGAAUUCAGACCACUCUGCAUUACCUCCUCAAAGGAGGUCUAGACAGUGGGAGAGCCGGUUCAUUGCACUACAAAUCCAGAUGUUGAAUACGAUCACAGCCAUGUUAGAUUGCACAGACAGGCCUGUUCUACAGGCUAUUUUCCUUAACAGUAAUUGCUUUGAACAUCUUAUUCGACUGCUACAGAAUUGCAAGCUAUUUUUAAAUGCUAACAGUAAGGUGGCAGACAAGAACGAAAAAGAUCUUGCCAACAAAUUACUGACAGAAAUGAAUGAGGACCAGGUAUUUCAAGAACAGUUGGAUUGUUUGGCUAUAUCAACCAUUCAGGCCCUGACAGCAGUGAUGAACAAAUCUCCAGCUGCUAAGGAAGUAUUUAAAGAAAGAAUUGGUUAUGCACAUAUGUAUGAGGUAUUAAAAUCUCUUGGUCAGCCUUCAUUGGAGUUGCUUAAAGAACUUAUGAAUAUGGCUGUAGAAGGAGACCACACAUCUGUUGGGAUUUUGGGUAUUAGCAAUGUCCAGCCCUUAUUGCUGCUUAUCCAGUGGCUCGCAGAACUUGAAUCACACGAUCUACAGAUAUUUAUCUCUGACUGGCUGAAGCGAAUUUGUUCUCUUAAUAGACAGAGUCGAACUACCUGCGUCAAUGCUAACAUGGGUCUCAGGAUCAUUGAUACCCUUUCUUCCCACUCUUCACUUCAUUGUACUUGUGCUGAGAACUUGAUAGCUCUCCUUGGUUCUUUGGGGAGUCAGUCCAUGAGCUCUGAAGAGCUCCAUAGGUUGUUAAGACUUCUGAGAACAGAUGCAUCCAAGAAGAUCCAUUCUUACACCAUUCCUGUAUUGAGAGCCAUCUUAGCAAUGGCUCGUAAGCAAAGUUUGGAGAGUGCACUGCAGUAUUUUAAUUUGUCUCAUAGCAUGGCAGGUAUUUCUGUACCAUCCAUUCAGAAAUGGCCAGGGUCUGCCUUUUCCUUCAAUGCGUGGCUUUGUCUAGACCAGGAUCAGUUGAAUACUGGAAUCUCUAACAAGGGAGGGAAGAGAAAACAACUAUACAGCUUUUUCACAGCAAGUGGCAUGGGCUUUGAAGCCUUUCUGACUUCUUCUGGAGUAUUGGUGGUGGCAGUGUGCACCAAGAGAGAGUAUGCAACUGUCAUGCUUCCGGACCACAAUUUCUGUGACUCCCUCUGGCACAACAUAACUAUUGUUCACAUGCCUGGAAAAAGACCUUUUGGUCAGAGCCUGGUCUAUAUCUAUGUCAAUGGACAACAGAAAGUCUCUGCCCCUCUCAGGUUUCCUGCAAUGAAUGAACCUUUUACUUUCUGUUGUAUUGGCUCAGCUGGACAAAGAACAACCACACCUCCACCAUCCCAAAUUCCAGACCCACCGUUUUCUUCCCCAAUUACCCCUCACCGAACAUCAUUUGGUGGAAUUCUGGCUUCAGCCUCCUGGGGAGGAACUGCUGAAAAAUCAGAGUUGCUAACCAAGUUAAUUUCAGCUGGGACUCAGGAUAGUGAAUGGGGAUGUCCAACAUCUCUAGAGGGUCAACUUGGGUCAGUAAUCAUCUUCCACGAAGCACUGCAUCCCCCUCAGGUGAAGUUGUUAUAUUUGGCAGGUCCAAACUGCUUAAAUCCUUGGAAAUCCCAAGAAUUUGAAAUGCCAGAUCUGCCUAGUAAAAUUCUUCUCCACUACACACCAAAGGCCUGCAGAAGUCCUAUUUGCCUUGAUUUAUCGAUCAAUUGUUUUCAUGGAAGAUUAACAGGAAACAAAGUAGUGAACUGGGACAUCAAGGAUAUUAUAAAUUGUAUAGGUGGCUUGAAUGUCCUCUUUCCAUUGUUGGAACAAAUCAGUUUUUUCGAUGGACAGAUAACUGAAAAAAAUAGGGAAAAUGUCCUUCCUGAGAUGAUGACACCUGUAGAAGGAGACUGGGUAGUAUUAUCUUCCACAAAAGCUUCAGAAUCUAGAAUAGAGAAGAAUUUAAUUGCAAUGUUUGUUUUGGUGGUAAAGCACUUUAUUCAGAGGCACCCUAUCAAUCAAGAAAAUUUCAUUCACUCUCAUGGAGUUGCAAUCCUUGGAGCUUUACUACAGAAGGUUCCAAGCAACUUAAUGGAUGUAAAUGUACUAGUUGCAGUACAAUUACUAGUUGAGCAAGUGUCAAUAGAGAAAAAUAUUCAGCUUCUGCAGCAAAUGUAUAAAUUUUUACUUUUUGAUUUUCGUAUCUGGAAUCGUGGAGAUUUCCCCUUUCGGAUUGGCCACAUACAAUAUAUUUCCACCAUUAUCAAAGAUAGUAGAAGGGCCUUCAGAAAGAAGUAUGGUGUGCAAUUUUUACUGGAUACACUUCGAAUUCAUUAUGGGAGUGGCUGUAAAGAGAGCAGUGAAUUGUCUCCAGAAGAUGUCCAAACAAUAAGGACAUCCUUGUAUGGGUUGAUCAAAUACUUCUUGAGCAAAGGUGCUACUCUGGAAGAAAUACAAAGCAUCAUGGGAUUCAUAGCUGUUAUUAAUGAAGAGGAGCAGCUCUUUGGAAUUUUGGAUGUCCUCUUCAGUCUGCUUCAUACCAGUCCAGCACGAGAUCAGCUUUUCUUAUUACUUUUUGAGCCAGGAAAUGCUGAUAUACUCUAUGUCUUGCUGUUAAAUCAGAAAUUCUCUGACAGAUUAAGAGAACUGAUAUUUAAGAUUACAGAGCAGAUGCUGAAAUGCACUAAAGUCUAUGAGCGUAGUAAACAGCGUAUUCGACUUAGAGAUGUUGGUUAUUCAGGACUGGGGCUCCUUCUGACUGAAGUACCAGUUAAUGUUUCUCUUAUUAAGAACCUUUUUAACCAAGUCCUAAAUACAGAUACUGUUGUGAAUUUCAAAGAUCUGUUAGCUGUAAUGUACAUGUCUCAUAAAGUGGAUACACAUGUCAGAGUGCCCAUGUGCAGGAAGGUUUUACAAAUUUUGCAGACCCAACCAGAUGCAGCCCAACAGAUUUCUCAACAAGUAGGAUGGCAAGAAACCUUGGUUAGACUUUUUCUAAAAUUAAAUUUUGUAACUGGAAAUGGACUUAAGCAAAGCAGGGCUGAUAUUAUGAAGGAAGAAGACAAAAAAAAUGCCCUUGAAGAUCUAAAGAAGUACUGUGAUGAAAAGGGAGAAGGGGAGAAAUUAAACUCCUUUGUCUUAGCUACUGCAGCUUUUGAUCCAUGGUGUUUAGAGGAAAGACAGUCUCUAGACUCUAAUACACACUUACUACUAGAUGAUAGCUCAGUAUCAGAAAACCAAGAACUGUGGCUUAAUGAUUCUUCACAUUUGAGUUUGGAUCUCACUGGGAUUGAUUCACUGGAAUUAAGUGAUAGUGGGAGUCAAAUGCCAGACAGUUUGCCUAGCACACCAUCUCCUAUAGAAUGUUCUUCUAAAGCAUUUUCUGUGCAGCUUGACAAGGAAAGCAACCUUACAAAUGACAUGGGGUUCAUUGAUGACCUUUCAUUAUUUGACAGCCAAGAGAGAUGUGAGGAAGAGCUCCUACAAUUAAUGACAAGCAUUCUGAGUUGUGUUAUGUGGAGGGGACUAGAAAGGACAGAUGACGCUGCUUGGAUUGAAAGGGGCCAAGUGCUUUCUGCUCUGACUAAACCAGGAAUCUCCAGUGAGCUAAUUAGAUCUCCAGAGGAAAUAAAACUGUGUUUGCUACAGAAGAUGUUAGAGUGGGCAGUUACCGAAAACAGAGAGGCAAAAACUAAUCCAGCAACUGCAGAAAAUGCCUUUCGACUUUUGCUCAUCAUACAAGAUUUUCUGCAGACAGAGGGCCUAGUUAACUCAAAUCUGUGGACUGAAAAGCUUUUAGAAGACAUGAUGCCUCUCUUUGACAGCCUAUCUAUCUGGUACUCUGAAAGCCCAGAAUGGCUGAAACUUUCUCAAAUUCAAGUCCACUUGCUUCUGGGUUUCAUUGGAACAGAUAAUUUGCAGGUUUGUGCUAUGGCAUCAGCCAAGCUGAAUACACUUCUUCAGACCAAAGUAAUUGAAAAUCAAGCCGAAGCAUGUUACCUAUUAGGAAAAUUGGAGCCUAUUCUAAGUCAGUCUAUCAGGGAGCAGACAGAAACCUACUCAUUUCUGAUUCCCCUUUUUCGUACCCUGGUGUCUAAAAUUUAUGAACUGCUCUUUAUGAAUUUGCACCUUCCCUCAUUACCUACUGCCAAUGGCAGCCCUUCAUUUUUUGAGGAUUUUCAAGAGUACUGCAAUUCAAAUGAAUGGAAAAUUUACAUUGAGAAAUAUAUCAUGCCCUAUAUGAAACAGUAUGAAGUCCAGACAUUUGGUGAUGACUGUGAGUCCAUGGCACUUUAUUGGAAGGACUGUUAUGAAGCCCUAAUGGUCAACAUGCAUAAAAGAGAUAGAGAAGGAGGAGAAAGCAAACUCAAAUUUCAGGAUUUUUUUGUGGAACCAUUUAAGAGAAAGGCUCGUCAAGAGAACUUACGGUAUAAUAGUAUGCUUAAACACCUUAGCAGCCAACACCUAGCCACUUUGAGACAGUGGAAAUCAAUCCAACUUUAUCUGACUUGUGAAAGAGGUCCUUGGGCUGAAAAGAAACCGAAUAUUAUUCACUGGAAACUUGCUAAUGUGGAAAACUAUUCCCGAAUGAAGCUUAAAUUGGUCCAGAAUUAUAAUUUCAACUCUCAUGAGGAAGCUAGUGCUUUGAGGGACAAUUUAGGUGUCCAACAUUCCCAGCUCUCUAAUGAGUCGUUGCUGCUAGAGGCAGUGAAACAAGUGAAGGUCAAUGAUAGGGAAGAGGAUAAACUAGAUCUUCCUGAAGAAGAUACAACCACCAGAGCAGAUGUGUAUGUAGAUGAGAAAGGAGAACAGAGUCAAAAAGAAAAACUGGUAUUAUCUGAAGAUUGUGAACUAAUUACAGUAAUUGAUGUGAUUCCUGGAAGAUUUGAAGUCACCACUCAACACAUUUACUUCCAUGAUGGUAGCAUUGAAAAAGAAGAUGGAAUAGGUUAUGAUUUCAAGUGGCCUCACCCUCAAAUUCGAGAGAUCCAUCUACGACGGUACAACUUGAGAAGGUCAGCCUUGGAGAUUUUUCUCAUUGAUCAAUCCAACUACUUUCUCAAUUUCAAAAAGGAGGUCAGAAACAAGGUAUACAGUCGACUCAUAUCAUUUCAUUCUCCAAAUAUUCAUGGAACCAGAUCACCACAGGAGCUCUUUAAAGCAUCAGGAUUAACACAGAAAUGGAUCAACAGAGAGAUUUCAAAUUUCGACUACCUCAUUCAAUUAAACACAAUGGCAGGAAGAACUUAUAAUGACCUUGCUCAAUAUCCUGUGUUUCCUUGGAUUCUAAGGGAUUAUACUUCAGAAGAUUUAGAUCUCAAUAACCCAGCUGUAUUCCGAGACCUGUCUAAGCCUGUCGGGGCAGUAAAUGAUAAGAAUGCUAAAGCUGUGCAAGGAAAAUAUGAAAAUUUUGAGGAUCCGCUGGGGAUCAUUGACAAGUUUCACUAUGGUACUCACUAUUCAAAUCCUGCUGGUGUUAUGCAUUAUCUCAUUCGUGUAGAACCCUUCACCACUCUUCAUAUUCAGCUUCAGAGUGGCAGGUUUGAUUGCGCAGAUCGACAGUUCUACUCUAUCCCUGCAACUUGGCAGGCCCUCAUGGAUAAUCCAUAUGAUGUGAAAGAGCUUAUUCCUGAGUUCUUCUACUUCCCAGAGUUCUUGGAAAAUCAAAAUCAUUUUAAUUUGGGGCACUUACAGAUUUCCAAAGAAUUGGUAAAUGAUGUGGUUCUCCCAAAAUGGGCUAAAUCUGCUGAAGAUUUCAUCUAUAAACAUAGGAAAGCUCUGGAGUCUGAGUAUGUAUCUGCUCAUCUUCAUGAAUGGAUUGAUUUGAUUUUUGGCUAUAAACAAAGGGGCCCGGAUGCAGUGGAAGCACUCAACGUUUUCUACUAUUGUAGUUAUGAAGGAGCAGUAGAUCUUGAUGCCUUAACAGAUGAAAAAGAAAGAAAAGCUUUAGAAGGAAUGAUUAACAAUUUUGGGCAAACACCCUGUCAGCUGUUAAAGGAACCUCACCCUCCAAGAUUAUCAGCAGAAGAAGCAGUACAGAGACAGACUAAAACAGACACUGCAACUUUGAACCUUUUCCAUCAUCUCCCUGAACUCCACUCAUUUUUUGUAGAGGGUAUCAGUGAUGGUGUUCCACUUGUAAAAGCUAUUGUUCCCAGAAAUCAGCCUCGUUCUUUUAUGACUCAGGGUAGCCCAGAGAUUCUGUUAACAGCAAGCAUGAACUAUGUAAUUGGAACUCAUGGGUGGCUGCCUUAUGACAGAAAUAUUUCUAAUUAUUUUACAUUCAUCAAAGAUCAAACUGUGACAAAUCCUAAAACUCAGCGUGGUAUAAAUGGUCCUUUUGCUCCAGGACUGGACAUUACUUCUAAGCUCUUUGUAGUGUCACAUGAUGCAAAGUUAUUAUUCAGUGCAGGGCAUUGGGACAAUAGCAUUCGAGUAACAUCACUCACCAAAGGCAAAAUGAUUGCACAGCACAUCAGGCAUAUGGAUAUUGUGACCUGCUUAUCCACUGAUUAUUGUGGAAUACAUUUGAUUUCUGGUUCAAGAGAUACUACAUGUAUGAUAUGGCAAGUAGCACAGCAGGGAGGUAUUCCUGUGGGCUUAGUGCCCAAACCCCUUCAGAUUCUUUAUGGACACACUGAUGAAGUAUCUUGUGUUGGCAUCAGCACUGAAUUAGACCUGGCAGUGUCAGGAGCAAGGGAUGGCACUGUGAUUAUUCAUACAGUUCAGAAAGGCCAGUACAUGAGGACUUUGCGACCACCAUGUGAGAGUUCUCUCCUGUUGACAAUUCCCAACUUGGCCUUAUCAUGGGAAGGACAUAUCAUUGUCCAUUCUAGCAUUGAAGAAAACACCACUUUCAAGGAUAAAAAUGCAUUACAUCUCUUUUCUGUAAAUGGAAAGUAUCUGGGGUCUGAGACUCUUACAGAACAAGUAUCAGAUAUGUGUGUAGCUGGAGAGCACAUCAUAAUGGGCAGCUUGCAAGGAUUCUUGUCCAUCCGAGAUCUCCACAGCUUAAAUCUGAGCAUCUCUCCAUUAUCCAUGAGGUUGCCAAUCUACUGUGUUUCUGUUACCAAAGAACAUAGCCACAUCCUUGUAGGUCUGGAAGAUGGCAAACUGAUUAUUGUUGGUGUUGGCAAGCCAGCUGAGAUGCGUUCAGGCCAGCUAUCUAGAAAGUUGUGGGGAUCCAGCAAACGACUCAGCCAGAUUUCAGCUGGAGAGACAGAAUAUAACACUCAAAAUUCUAAAUGA